AUGGGUGUCGGUCGUGUUAUCUGUGUGGCUCUGCCAUUCAUCCUGACCGUCGGUUCCCUCAUCUUCUUGAUGGUGGCGGCCCUCGGCGGUGUUUCCAACAAGGACCUCUACAUGUUCCGCGUCAACCUCACCGAUCUCGAGAUUAACCCUGCUUCGCUAUCGAGCGUAGUGAGUCGCGACGUCAAGGCCGAGAACUUCGGCAACUACCACAACCGUGCUCUGCUCCACGGCGUCUCCAAGGCUCAGACCGACGGUACCACCCAGACCAGCAACAUCACCGCCGCCGACCUCGGCCUCGACAACCUCUACGACAUCGCUCUCUGGGGCUACUGCACUACCGCCUCCAACGGCGACAAGACCUGCACCAAGGCCAAGUUCGACUGGGCUGCCGAGUACCUGAACACCUCCACCCUCACCACCAUCGGCUCCGUCUCUGGCCGCAAGGUCGAGCUUCCCGAUGAGGUCACCAGCGCUCUGUCCGCCUUCAAGACCGUCACCAAGUGGACCCAGGUCGCCUACAUCAUCGCCUUCAUCGCCCUUGGCCUCGAGGUCCUCUUCGGCAUCUUCGCCAACUGCACCCGCGCCAUGUCCUGCGUGACCUUCCUGGUCGCCUCUGUCGCUUCCGUCGCCGUCUGCGCUUCCGCCGCUCUCUCCACCGCCAUGUCCGUCGUCGUCGUCGGCGCCGUCGAGGCUUCCGCCAAGUGGUACGGCGUUUCCGCUUCCUUCAACAACAGCUUCCUUGCUCUUGUCUGGAUCUCCGCCGCCCUCGCCCUCGGUGCUGGCUUCUUCUGGUUCUUCACCAUCUGCUGCUGCGCUCCCAGCCACACCCGCAAGGAGCGCAAGCGCAACUCCGACGGCGAGAAGCUCAUUCCCCAGGGCAACAGCGCCUACCAGCCCAUCCACGAGGAGAACGGCUACUACAAGCAGCAGCAGGCCACCCAGUACGGUGCUCCCCGCUACGCCAGCGGCGCCCGUGGUGACAUGGCCUACGAGCCCUACUCUCACCGUUCUUAA
Messenger RNA from Colletotrichum karsti, 1014 nucleotides. RefSeq lists its product as uncharacterized. The record is from RefSeq and is a predicted model, not a curated record. Bases 1 to 1014 code for a protein of 337 amino acids. Gene Ontology annotation, biological process: fungal-type cell wall organization. NCBI's taxonomy places the organism in Eukaryota, Fungi, Ascomycota, Sordariomycetes, Glomerellales, Glomerellaceae. The transcript has a single exon. Gene Ontology annotation, cellular component: cell cortex of cell tip; plasma membrane.